Molecule: messenger RNA, 945 nt
Organism: Akanthomyces muscarius
Lineage: Eukaryota; Fungi; Ascomycota; Sordariomycetes; Hypocreales; Cordycipitaceae
Exons: 1
Coding region: 1-945 (314 amino acids)
Molecular function (GO): hydrolase activity, acting on carbon-nitrogen (but not peptide) bonds, in linear amides
Source: RefSeq, a predicted model, not a curated record
AUGACAGACCUCCGCAUUGCCACCGUGCAGUUUGAGAAUAUAUCCGCCGACAAAACUGCCAACCUCGCCACCAUCCAGCGCUUCGCCGCCGCUGCCGCCACACAAGCAUGCCAUGUCGUCGCUUUCCACGAGUGCUGCAUCCCGGGUUACACGUUUGCGUCGCGCCUCUCCCGGGCGGAGCUCUAUGCCGUCGCCGAAGCCGUCCCCUCUGGCGCCAGCACCCAAGCUCUGAUCGGCAUUGCCAGGAAGGAGAACAUUGUGAUCCUCGCGGGUCUGUACGAGCGCGAUGAAGAAAAUCAAGAGAUUUACAAUACAUAUGUCUGUGUCUCUGGCGACGGGCUCCUGGCAAGUUUCCGGAAACUGCAUCCAUUCAUCAGCGCGCACCUGAGUGUCGGGAAUGAGCUCGUCGUUUUUGACUUGUUGGGCUGGAAAGCGGGUAUUCUGAUCUGCUACGAUAACAAUGUUGUCGAAAAUGUCCGCGCGACGGCUCUGUCUGGCGCGGAGAUUUUAUUCGCGCCGCACGUUACCAUGUGCACGCCGUCGACGCGCCCCGGCGCCGGAUUUGUCGAUGCGUCGCUGUGGGCGAAACGCCACGAGGAUCCGACGACGCUCCGCGCGGAAUUUGACGGAUUAAAAGGCCGCGCGUGGCUGAUGAAGUGGCUCCCCGCCCGGGCUUACGAUAAUGGCAUCUAUGUCGUGUUUAGCAACCCAAUUGGCAUGGACGACGAUCAGCUGAAAAACGGGUGCAGUAUGGUGCUAGAUCCUUUCGGCGAUGUGUUGGCCGAGUGUCAAAAGUUGGAUGAGGACAUGGCCGUGGCGCUGUGCACGAGGGACAAGUUGCAAGAGGCUGGUGGCUUUCGAUACCGCAAGGCGAGACGGCCAGAGGUCUACGGAGACGUCAUUGGGCAGGAGAAUGAUUCGCAACUCAAGGUUGCCUGGAUGUAG